Molecule: messenger RNA, 8137 nt
Organism: Hypanus sabinus (Atlantic stingray)
Lineage: Eukaryota; Metazoa; Chordata; Chondrichthyes; Myliobatiformes; Dasyatidae
Gene: rilpl1
Product: Rab interacting lysosomal protein-like 1
Exons: 7
Coding region: 323-1501 (392 amino acids)
Biological process (GO): cilium assembly
Cellular component (GO): ciliary basal body; cytoplasm
Molecular function (GO): protein dimerization activity
Source: RefSeq, a predicted model, not a curated record
AGAGAAGAGUGUGAGGAGGGAGGGGAGUGGGGGAGAAUUGGUUUCGGAGGAAGGUCCCGGGAAGAGCGGAGAGCUGGUGAUCCAGAAAUAUCCCGGAGGGAGAGGGACCGGGGGAGAAUUGGUGACGGAGAAAGGUCCGUGGGCAGAGGCGAGCGUGAGGAGGGAGGGAGCAAAGUCAGGGAGAGAGAAGCAAAGUAAGUUUUGAGUUCAGGAAAGUUAAGGAUAGAGGGAAGAGAAAAACAAAGGGAACGUGUAAAGCCGAGAGGGAGGAGGAGGAGGAGAGAGCGAAGGGAGGGGACGGGCGAACUAGCGAGGCCCGGCCAUGGAAGCGGCCUCGGCCCUGGACAAGGCUCCGGCCGAGCUCUCGGUCACCGACGUGUACGACAUCGCGGCGCUGGUCGGCCAGGAGUUCGAGCGCAUCAUCGACUCUUUCGGCUGCGACGCCAUCGCCAAGCUGCUGCCCAAAGUGGUUCGGGUGCUGGAGAUGCUGGAGGAGCUGGUGAGCCGCAACCGCAGCAACCCCGAGCUGGAGGAGCUGCGGCUGGAGCUCGGCCGCCUGCGGCUCGAGAGGACCGAGCGCAUCGAAAAGGAGCGCAAGCACCAGCAGGAACUGGUCCUGGUGGAGGACGUGUGGCGAGGUGAAGCACAGGAUCUGUUGUCUCAAAUUGCACAGCUUCAGCAGGAGAACAAGCAGCUGAUGAAGAACCUCUCCCAGAAAGACGGUCAUUUUACUGAUGAAGACAUCCUCAAGCAGGAAGCCGGGAUGUCAGAGAGGGAGCGGCUGGUGAUGAAGAAGCUGAAGGAGGUGGUUGACAAGCAGCGUGAUGAGAUUCGAGCCAAAGAUCGAGAACUGACACUGAAGAAUGAAGACGUGGAGGCAUUGCAGCUGCAGCAGAACCGUCUGAUGCGGAUUAACCACGAGCUGCGGCACAAGAUGUCGGUGAUCGACGCGCAGGGCAAGGGGCUGAUCGAGCAGAAGGUGGAGCUGGAGACUACGCUGCAGACCAAGGAGCAGGAGAUGGGGAACAUGCGUGUGGAGAUCGGAAAGCUGAGGGAGAGGUGCCGGGGGCAGCCCACGCACAAUGGAGAACAGGGAGGGCAGACUGAGGUCCUGGGUGAGGAGGACACGCAGUCAGACAAGACGCCAACGGACCUGAAUGACCCAAACCGCCCACGUUUCACGCUGCAGGAACUGAGGGAUGUUCUCCACGAACGCAACGAGCUAAAGGCCAAACUCUUCCUGCUACAGGAGGAGAUGGCAUUCUACCGCAGUGAGGAACAGGAGGAAAACACGGGCUCUUCGAACUCUGCGCCUGCGCCCUCACCUCCGCCUCAGCCCAGGGCAGCCACCCAUCCUGAAUCUGGCAUCCGCAGGCUAUUUAAUUUAUUUUCGCGGGACAAGCGGACAGAGAAUCGCCUACGACAAGCUGGAACUUGGGGGAUUUCCGAACAGGAAGGGAUUCUCACGGAACAGGGCCAAGAGGCGCUGCAGCAUCUAUAAAUAUAACCCCAGAUUUGUCAGGCGUGUAUAACCCACCCGGCAGUUCAAAAAAAUCCAAAAGCCACUUUGCUUCAUUUCAGUUUUGAGAAGAACUGAUAACUGACUCUGUUCACACAUCUAACCGAAUGAGUGGUUGGAGACAAUGUUUUGCGCCGGUGAAUUGUUGUAAUCUAAUCUCUAACCUGUGUUGGGAAAAGGUUAAUUAGUGUGAUCUGAUGGCUUUGGAAUUGUAACAAUACUUUCUAAUCUGCAGUGUUAUAUACCAAACCCAACAGCUUUUUACCUCUGAAUUAUACAGCUUCUGCCUUCUAACCAUGUGAUAGGUGAGGACUUGCACUGUCUUUCUUACGUUACACAUAGACAUUUUGGGAUCUCUACAAAGGGACUUCAGGGACGUGUCCAGAGUUCCUGGGUGAUUAGGAGAAACUGAAUUAUAAUUUUUCAGCAGUCUCUUUUGCCCUGGUCAUUUGAAUCAAAGUGAGGUUGUCAGCUGUCAGUGUUAACUCUGAUUAGGAGAAGCUGGUUUUUGUGAUACCCAGGAUAUCCCGUGUGUGCACCCAUUCAGCUGGUGUCUGCAGGCUGACGACUGAGAGAGAAGCCAGAGUAAAUUCAGCAGACGAACCUGUGGAAAACCACACUGGCAGUUGGCAACUUGGGUCAGCUGGACUCUUCAGAUUCGGAUUAAUUCAGCCUUUUCCAAAGAUGUUGGAUGGGACUACAACUAGGCGUCAUGGGUUAAGGGUGAAAGGUGAAAAGUUAAAGGGAACAUGAGGGGAAACGUCUACAUUCAGAGGGUGGUGGGAGUGUGGAUCGAGCUGCUGGUGCAAGUAGUGCAUGCAAGCUCAAUUUCAAUGUUUAAGAGAAGUUUGGAUAGGUACAUGGAUGGUAGAGGUAUGGAGCACUAUGGUCCCAGUAGGCAGUUUUGAAUGGUUCAGCAUGGACUGGAUGGGCCGAAGGGUCUGUGUAUACGCCAUACUUUUCUGUAACUAUGUACAUUGAAACUUGCAGUGAAAUGCAUUAUCUGUGUUCACAACCAAUACAACUUCAGGGUGUGCUGGGGGCAGCCGUCAAGUGUCUCCACACAUUCUGGCAUCAACACAGCAUGCCCAUGAUGUUCUGUUGGCAGGGAUGCUCCACGCUAAACCUGAAGCAGAUUAAAGCAGUGGUUAGAUUUGUCCCCAUUAACUCUAGAAACAAAAUAGCCCCUUUUCAUGAUUUAGCACGUGAUUCUUCAUGCCCCUGAAUAAAGUCAGCGAAAUAUUUGGUGCUGUAACUACAUUCUCGUGUGGUAUUCCCUAGCUGGAGAGCAUCUUGCAGUGCGACCCCCUUACACUGAUUUUCUUUGGGUAUGUUCAGACAGAUAGUGACUGCAAUGCAGUGCUAGUGAGUGAGUGUGUGAGUAGAUGUUGAACCUGUGUGUCAAGCCAGGCUGUUCAAAGUUUGCAUAGAUCUAGUUGGUGAUAAAGAUUGUCCAUUCUGAGUGCCAAGUGGGCAAAUUGUAAGCAGAUAUUUCUUCCUUUUACCUUUCUCCCAUGGUCCACUCUCCUAUCAGAUUCCUCCUUCUGCAGCUGUCACCUCCCAGCCUUUUAAUUCACCCCCAUCCCCCACCCAUUGGCUUCACUUACCACCUUAUAGUUCCCCUCACCCCACCACCUUAUUCUGGCAUCUUCCCCCUUCCUUUCCAAUCCUGAUGAAGUGGCUUGGUCGGCCGGAAACAUUGACUGUUUACGCAUUUCCAUUGACGCUGCCUGACCUGAGUUCCUCCAGUGUGUGUUGCUCUGGAUUUCCAGCAUCUGCAGAAUCUAUUGUGUUUAAUCCUGAGCACAACUUUGAUUUUGCACGCUUCUCUUCAGAGCACGAUGUUUCUGUUUCUCUCUUUCUCCUCCUCCCCCUCUCUCUCCCUCUCCACAGAAGCUGCCUCACUGGCCGACCGGACAAUUCAGUUCCUGUUUUUUUUCAGGUUUACAACAAUUGUCUUUUUUUCCUGCUUUUCAAUUAAUAUAUUCAAACCACUAACAUUUCACCAGUUAUUCAUGAGAAAAUGGAGGUCCUGAAUUUCUGUCACCGAAUGCGGACAGAGCUGACCUUCACUGGGUGGUUGUACAUUUGCUAACUGCUUCAUGAGCUCUUGGCUCUAAUUUUGUGCCUUUAAUGUUCCUUUUGAUUCAGCAUGGACUCUCUCGCGCUCUCUCUCUCUCUGCCCCGCGCGCGCGCUCUCUCUCUCUCUGACCCCCUCGCGCAUGCUCUCUCUCUCUCCCUCUCUCCCCCUCUCUCUCCCCUUCUCUGUCCCCCUCCCCCUCUCCCCUCUCUCCCCCUCCCCCCUCUCCCCCCCUUUCCCCCCUCCCCUCCCUCUUCCCUCCCCCUCUCCCUCUUCCCUCCCCCCUCUCCCCUCCCUCCCUCCCUCUCUCUCCCCUGUAACGCGCUCUUUCAUUUUUGCCAAAGUAAUUGUUAAGUAUUAAGUAAAGUCUGACUGCUGAAUAAAAUUCAGUGUAACCUUUUAGUCUCAGUUCGGAGUGUUUCUCUGUCCAGUAAAUAUCAUGUGUUUCAUUGCAAAUCUCUGGACUCCUGUAACCAUGGAGUCAUCCUUCCAAAGGAAGGCGCCAGUUGACUUUCUGAGUCAGCGUUAUGUAAGAUGGCCAUUAAUGUUCCUUCAUCUCUGGACAGCAACUCCCUCAUCACUUUGUGGAAUCAGCCAGGGUUUAUCACUUAAUAAUCCAUCUUCUCCCUGAAAUUUUUUGUUCUAGAAAUAUUUCACAAGUAAAUUGUUAAAUAUACAACCUUCAGAUUCAUUUUCUUGUGACCAUAUACAGCCGGGGUGUCAAACUCAUUUUAGGUCACGGGCCGGAUUGGGCAAAAUGCAGCUUCAUGCGGGCCGGAUCAGUCGGGCGCGUGCGAACACAGCUUUCUUUGCCUCCGUUUUUUCAGCCUGUUCUCUUGUGUCUCAGUCUCUGCUAUAACUACAAAGUGUUUCACUUCACAAAUUCCGUUUCUUAUGAAGAAGACUGCUGAGCAAGCAUUAUUUUUAUGAUUGGUAUUAACUUACAAUCAUAGGCUUCAUAUCGCCGGGCCAUUAAUAAUUAAAAUAAUAGAUCUAUCUAAAAUGAUCUCGCGGGCCGAAUAUAAUUGUACGCCGGGCCGAAUAUGGCCCGCGGGCCUUGAGUUUGACACCUAUGAUAUACAGUAUAAUAAAUCUAUGGAAUAAUGUUAAACCAUUUUUAACGAAAGACUGCCCAACUAGGGCAUUCAACCAGAGUGCAGAAGGCAACAAGUUGCAAAUACAAAAGUAAGAAAUAUUAAAUAAAUAAACAGUAAAUAUUGAGAACAUGAGAUGAAAAGUCCUUAAAUGUGAGUCCUUUGAUUGUGGGACUGUUUCAAUGGUGGGGUGAGUAUACAGGUAUUCCCCUUCUGUUCAAGAGCCUGAUGACUGAGGGGUAGUAACUGUUCCUGAACCUGAUGGUACAAGUCUUGAGGCUCUUGUGCCUUCUACCUGAUGGCAGCAGUGAGAAGGGAGCAUGUCCUGGGUGGUGGAGAUCUCUGAUGAUGGAUGCUGCUUUCCUGCGACAGCAUUUCCUGUAGAUGUGCUCAAUGGUGGGGAGGGCUUUACCUGUGGUGUACUGGGCUGAAUCCACAACCUUUUGUAGGAGUUUCCAUUCAAAGGCAUCGGUGCAGCCAAUCUCCACCACACAUCUAUAGAAGUGUGUCAAAGUUUUAGGUGUCAUGCUGAAUCUCCAGAGACUAAAGGAAGUAGAGCUGAUGCCAUGCUGGGUCCAGGACAGGUCUUCUGAAAUGGUAACACCUAGGAAUUUACAGUUUCUGACCCUUAGGUGGGUGGGAAUUGAUGUUCCUUCGUCUCUGGUGAGCAACCCCCUCAUCACUUGUGAAAUCUGCCAGGCCUAAUCGCUUGGUAGUCCAUGCAUCUUCCUGUAAUUUUUAAGAACUCAAAGUACAUUUAUUAUCAAAGUAUAGAUGUAGUACACAACCCUGAGAUUUGUCUUCCCACAGACAGCCACAAAACAAAGCAACAACAUGGAACCCAGUUAAAGAAAACAUUAAACACCCCCAACAUGCAAAAAAAAGUCACGCAAAUGGCAAAAAUAAAACAAGUUGAAUAACACACAAUAUAAACCACAGGGUCCUUGAAACAGUCAAGGAAUAUUCAGUUUAGUUCCGUUUUCAGUGUCUACAAUACAGCCUAUUUUAAAAACAUUUGCAGGGUUACUAACCAUGUUCCCAUCCAAAUCUGUGGAUUUUUUUUAACUGGGAGAAAGUUUUUUAAAAUCUGAGGUGCAAAGGGACUUGGGAGUCCUUGUGCAGGAUUCCCUAAUUUUCAGGUUCAGUCAGUGGUGAGGAAGGCAAAUGCAAUGUUAACAUUCAUUUUGAGAGGAUUGGAAUAGAAAUAAAAGGGAGUGUGGAUGGUUCGAAGAUGAUAUCUGUGUGGUUACAUGAAUCAGAAAGGAGAUGUUGGCCUCGAAGGGAGGGUAACACCCAGGUCCUGGGGUAGAAAGAGUUAAAUUACAAAGAUUAACAUUCUACUCUGUUUAAAGUCGGAGGAGCAAACAUUCGUUUUCUGAUCAAUGAUUUGGGACAUGGUGCCACUGGUGGUUGAGGCAUUUACUGUCCAUCCUAACCCAUCCUUGAGGAGGUGAGCCUGGAGGCCCCUGGUCUGUCCCUUUAAUGUCCACACACAGUGUCCCAGGUGGAGGAGGUUCCGAAGAGUCCUCGAGCUAAUGUGAGUGAAUGGUCACUUCAACAUUCGGAUCAGACCCAGAAAAUGUGCAGUUUGCUUUGAGAAUCGGCUAUGGCCUUGUGGGAGUGGAGGUUGAUGUGUCUGAGCAGAGACGGGGGCUUCGCCGGUGAUACGGUGACUGCAGUACUGAGGGACUGCUGCACCAUCAGGGGAGGUGUUGCGUAAAUCGAGGCUGAGACGCCAAGCAGGCAGCUCUCCCCAGUGAACUGUUCAACUCCCAUCUGCAGAAAUAGUUGUUACUGUCUGUGGGAUUGUACAAAUACAAAAAGCAAUAAUAAAUAAAUAGGCAAUAACUGUUGAGAAUAUGAGAUGAAGAGUCCGUGAAAGUGAGUCCAUAGGUUGUGGGAAACACUUCAAUGAUGGGGCAAGUGAAGUUAUUCCCUCUGGUUCAAGAGCCUGAUUGUUGAGGGAUAAUAACUGAAUCUGGUGGUGUGGGUCCUGAGGCUCCUGUACCACCUUCCCAAAGGCAGCUGUGAGAAAAGAUGGGGGUCCCUGAUGAUGGGAGCUGCUUUCCUGCAACGGCUCAUUGUAGAUGUGCUCGAUGGUGGGGGUGUUUUACCCAUGAUAGGCUGGGCCGUAUCCAGUGCUUUCCUGCAACAAUGUUCCACGUAGAUGUGCUCGAUGGUGAGGAGGGCUUUACCUGUGAUGGACUGGACCAAAUCCACAACUUUUUGUAGGGUAUUCCAUCACAGGCACAAGUGUUAAUACCUGAAUUAUACCAAUAUAACCAUUGGGGGACAUACAGAAAUUGUAGCCACUCUACAGACUGACAUACUAAGUAGUACACAUAUGUAAGAACUACUUAAAAUACAAGUAGAUACUCUUAAUUAUUGGUGAACUGCAAAGAAAAUAACAGUUAAAUUAAACAGUUGGAUCCAACUCUCCCAUGUUACGUCUGUGAUGACAUUGGCUGUGAUAGAGUACAGGAGCAGAGACCAAUUCCCACCCUGUCUGCACAGGCCCAGCAGUAAAUACUGUAGUCCCCAUCAGCCAGAACCUGGUGUGUGACAACAUUGAGAAGGAAUUGGAGUCCCAAAGUGAAAAGUAGUUGGAAUAUUGUUGUCAGUUCUGGAUGCUGCCUGGAUUAGAGAACAUGCCUUCUGAGGAAAGGUUGAGCAAGCUCAGGCCUUUCUCUUUGAAGCUUAGUGCAACAAGAUGAUAAGAGGCAGAGGUAGAGUGGACAGCCAGCUCCUUUUUCCUCAGGCAGAAAUGGCUAAUACAAAGGGACAUUUGAGAUGACAUCUAAAACAUUGACAAGCUUCUAUAGAUGUGUAUUGGAGAGUAUAUUGACUGCAUCACAGCCUGGUGUGGAAGCACCAAUACCCUUGAAUGGAAAAUCCUAUAAAAUGUAUUGGAUACAGCCCAGUGCAUCACCAUUGAGCACAUCUACAUGAAGCACUAUCACAGGAAAGCAGCACCCAUCAUCAGGGACCCCCAGCACCCAGGACAUGCUUUCUUCUCUCUGCUGCUGUCAGGGAGGAGGUACAGGAGCCUCAGGACUCACAACAGCAGGUUCAGUAGGAGUUAUUACCAUUCAACCAUCAGGAAGAAGAUACAAAGGCCUCAGGACUGUCAGCACCAGGUUCAGGAACAGUUAUUACCCCUCAAGAUUCAGACUCUUGAACCGGUGGGCAUAACUUCACUUUCCCCAUCAGUUAAAUGCCCCACAACCCAUGGACUCACUUUUAAGGACUCUUCAUCUCAUCUCCUCGAUACUUAUUGCUUAUUUAUUUACUAUUUUUCUUUCUUUUUGUUUUUGCACAGUGAUUGAACGCCCACGUUGGUGCAGCCUUUCAUUGAUUCUGUUAUGGUUAUUCUAUUGAUUUACUGUGAGAAAAUGAAUCUCAGGGUUGUAUAUGUACUUUGAUAAUAAAUAGACUUUGAACUUU